AUGGUAGCCAAUACCACUUGCGGAACAGCUUUGCAAGAAGAUCUUCGAAAGUACAGGCAAUCAAAACUCUUGGCAGCACAAGGAAGGAGAAGUUUAAAGAAGUACCGCAAGGAUCCUCUCUUUAAAGAGUUACCGCAAGGACCUUCUCAACUAUCGUGUUCCGCUGAAAACAUUACUGAACGAAGGCGGGACUCGCACAUCCUCCCGAUAAAAGAUAGAAACGAUCACGAAGAGAUCUACACCAGUCUUUUUCGCUCGUCAACACCCCUGUCAAACGCCGUUAUUCCCACUGGAGACAUACCAAUAAGGAUUCUACCUGCCGAAGUAUGCGCCGCAUUUCAGACCAUGAAGGCAGCCACGGCUCCGGGACCAGACCAUGUUUCGGUCAACCUCUUACGAGCUGAAGGACAUCGCCUACACGAGAUACUUGCGGAACAUCUAGCUUCCUCCCUUCAAAAGGAAAGGAUCCGACCA
Molecule: messenger RNA, 474 nt
Organism: Strongylus vulgaris
Lineage: Eukaryota; Metazoa; Nematoda; Chromadorea; Rhabditida; Strongylidae
Source: the annotation of a GenBank genome assembly